AUGGCCCGGGGCGGCAAAGGCCUCGGGCAGCUGCCAGAUGAGGACACCCGUGUCAGGGACGCAUGGCGCUUCUACCGUGAGACCCUGGGUUCGCCCCGCUUUGUGUGUGCACCCAUGGUGGGGCAGUCCGAGCUGGCCUAUCGGCUCCUCCUGCGGAAGUCGGGCUGCGAUCUCUGCUACACGCCCAUGCUGCAUGCAGAGGAGUUUGCAGGUAGCUCAGAAGAGGAGAUGGCGCGGCAAGGCUUCACCACCUGCGCCGAAGACAGGCCGCUGGUGGUGCAGUUCUGCGCCAAGUCCCCUGAGGCCUUCCUGGAGGCCGCGCUGCAGGUGCAGGACCGGUGUGAUGCGGUCGACCUCAACCUUGGCUGCCCGCAGUCCAAGGCCAUGCGAGGUGGAUGGGGCGGUGCGCUCAUGGAGGAAGAGAACUGGCACACCGUCUACGCGAUUGUGAGACAUGCAGUCUCUUCUCCUUCGCUUCGGGUGCCUGUCACUUGCAAGAUCCGCGUCUUUGCUGAUGACCGCAAGACUGUGCGAUUUGCCAAGUUGCUUCAGGAGGCAGGCUGCUCCCUCGUCACGGUGCACGGCCGACAGCGGGAUCGCGCACUGCACCAUGCACCCGCCAACUGGCAGGCCAUCCGUGCAGUUCGCGAAGCACUGCGCCUCCCCACGGUGGCCAACGGUGGUGUGGACGCUCCGGGCGAUGCCGAGCGGUGCUUGCAGGAGACGGGUUGUGUCGCUGUGAUGGUUGCCACGGCGCUGCUGCAGACGCCGGAUCUGUUCUUGCUACCAGAUGCCGGGGUCAUGCAGCGACAGGAUGGUAAUCAGCAGAACCUCCAAGCUGAAUCUCUUCGGCGAGGUGUCAGGUAUUGCCUCCAGUACCUGCGCAUCUACGAGGAGUACCCCAGCUGGUCCUUGCGCGCUGCGCGGGACCACUUGAGGGCGCUUCUAGCGCCCGGCUGCAUGCACCAAGGCCAGCUCCGCCAUGGUGAUCUCCUGGAGGCCCUGGACGCGGCCGGCGCGGCCCCGCGGCCGGCCUCGGCGCUCCACGCCGAACAGAAGGACUAUUGGCAAGGCGUUUGCCAAGAGCUUCGGGAUGUGCUCAAGCUAUUGUGCGUUCGAGCAGGCCUCUGCGGCGCAGACGAUACAACCCUGGAUGAGUUCCACUGGGGCACAGCACGGACAGACUCUGUUCCGCGGGCGCUGGUGGUGUCAUGUCAGCCCCAGCUCGUGAUCGAAGGUGCCUCGAAGGCUCAGCAGGCGCUGCUGCGCCGAGCGCCAGUGAACAAGCGCUUUGCGGAGAGGCGGAGGCAGCAAGCGGCCGCGCUCCAGAGCUGUCUGCAGUCUGCCUCAAAGUGGUCGCGGCCGCAGAGCGCCUGA
This is a messenger RNA of Symbiodinium natans, 1377 nucleotides long. The record is from the annotation of a GenBank genome assembly. Lineage: Eukaryota; Dinophyceae; Suessiales; Symbiodiniaceae.